CUCUAUCCCUAAUCCUGUCUAUGUGGUUCAAACAGCGUAAAACAAUUCCUUUAAAUUGCAUAAUUCUUGAACAUAUGCUUUACAUGAUCCAUAGAUGAUGAGUAUUUGUUUGUCACUUAAAAGUAAAAAUUAAAUGAUCAUUUAUUCAUCCUCGUGUCAUUUACAAUUUGUAUGUUUCUUUCAUCUGUGAAACUCAAAUGAAGACAUUUUGAGAAAGUUUGUGUCAUACAGUGGAAGUCAAUGGGGGUCAAUGUUGUUUGGUUUGUGUUCUGCUGAAGUCAUACAGGUUGCAGUGUUUUUAAAAAGCUAUAUAUUUAAUGAGAUCAAUGUGUGACGUUGGCAUUGUUAGUGCCAUGCUCCACCAGAAAGCCAUUUUCAGGUAAAUUUGACAUUUUUUCUCAUUGAAAUAACUGUCAAAAUAUCCCAAAUUACAUUCCAUAUUCGCUUAACACGAGAAAAACUUGAACACUGUUCUUUGGUCGCCCUGCAUGCAUUGGUAUUUCCUUCAACAAAUGCAAAUCUAUUCGUUCCCUGCGAUUUAAACGAUAGUGCAUCAAUAUCACGACAGCCAAGAUGAUUUCCCUCCGUGUAGUUUUACGUCUGUCUAUCAACAGACCCAUUUUUUAAUCGGUCUCCCUCCGAUCGGUCCUGCAUGCAGGUCUUAAUCCCUCAGUUUUGUGCUCUCCUUCUUCUGUGGGGCGGGUCAUGGAGAUCUGAACCUGCACAUUCUUGCGAGGCUGUAUGAGCUUCACAUGGUAACCAGUGAACCGCAUUGUUAGAGAGAGAGAGAGAGAGAUUAUGUCAGCCAUGCAAGUUUUAACGUGAGUUUUCAAAAGAAAAGGAAGAAAGCCCAGAAGUAAGCGAGACACUCGUAGAUCAGCUCUCUCCAGUUCUGCUUUUAGAAGCUAAAUGUUGUUCUUCCGUUCAGACGGGCCUGUUGCGUUUCUUGGCAGACGUUUAAAUAUUAUGAAAAGGUUUAUAGGUGCAAAGUUUAAAGGGUGGAAUUGUGUUUUAAAGGAAUAACCAAAAAUAUAAAUUGGGUUAUUGUUGCUGAUAUUGCCAACAUAUGUAAUGCUCCACAAAGGGAAAAAGCAUUUAACGUAAAUUAAUGUAGUUCAUAUGCACUAAGUUCUAUAUCCUGUAUACAAUUAUAUGUACGUUUUUUAAAGCCAGAUAUCUUUGUGCAAGGAACUUCACAAAGAUGAGGUUUGGAGCUUCAUAAGUUGGGUAGGUAUGAAUAUGGAUGAGUGCUCCAUGAAGAUUCUUGAAAAAUAUUUAUGUCACAGGAGGUGAACUUCAUUAGACUGAACUUUCCCUUUAAGAUUCUGUUGGAAUGUCACUGAAACAGUGUUAGUGUCUGGUGAAGUUUUGUGUGUUUCGUAGUAGUUUGUUGUUGAGUGGUUAUGUCAUUGUGUGAGUAGUACGGGGGGUGAGAGAGUAGGUGUUUGUGUGUGUGUUUAAGUCGUGUAUCUGGUUUCUCCUCCUGAGUCCUGUUUCUCUCAUUCUAUCUCUCAUCACUCCUCCCUUCUAUUUACCUUCCUAAUGAGGGGGGCGGGACCCCAGUGCUGUGAUUGACAGCUCCACACUCCCCUGCUCUCCAUUAUCUUCAUGUCCACACUCACAGUGAGUGUUUGGCUUUUACUCACCGUCAUUUUGUGAUGUCAUCAAGACUGAUUUUUAGAUGUAGAUAUUCAUCACCCUAUGUAGUACUUAAGUUCUACCAAAAAGUUUUAAGAUAUGUAUAAAAUAAAUUAAAUAAAAACUUUUUUUCUGAGUGCACACUUUAGAAAAUGAUUUUUUAAAUCAUAAUAAAAGAAAGGAAACUUAAUUUGGAUUUGCCAUAUGUAAUAACUCACUGUCAUUAAAUAAUUAAUAACAGGCUAUACAUGCACUCGGAAAAAAAAGAGUUGUUAAUUUAAUAUAUGGUUUUUGACCAUAUAAAGUUAGUUAUUUGAAUAAUCUGUCGUGCAUUUUUAAUUUAGCGGUUGAUGUUUAGUAACUGCAUUGCGCAUGUUUUGGUCAGUCCUCCUGAUCUGCGAUCUGAUCUUCUAUUUUUCUAUUUCUAGCCAAUAAUAUGAGUCUGACCAACUCUGAACUGAGAUCAGCCGAAAAGAUUAAAAAGGGGUUGGGUUUUCUCUGCACAGAAUUUGGCAGCGGUCACAAAACCUUAAUACUUUUAUUUUCAAUUGAACAAAAGCUCAGAUCAGUCCUGCACAUAAAUUCCCUGAGCGAUGUUUAACUGUGGCUUAGUUUGUCAAAUGUUGUCACGAGUCCUUUAACAUGGCAUCUCUGCAUAUUGAGUAGACUUAACAAGUUAUGUUAAUGUAUAAAUAUUGUAGUUUCAUAUAACAUAUUGUGCUAUAACAAAAUUUGUACAUUAGUGCCAUUUUUAACUAUUGGUGAAGGAGGUGUCAAAAUGUAAGAAAAUUCCUCAUUACGGAAAACAUUUUCAGUGGUUUAAAAGGCAACUGUUGCCUUUCCUAAAUGUGAGUUGUGUGUAUGUGUGCUAAAAACUUUUGAUCGAUUGACUGAAGUAUUUAAUGUGAAUGCACAACAAAGCAAUCAAAUAUCUUUCUGAGCAGUGAAGUACAGUUUAUUUCGGUUCAAUUAAUAUUUUUAGAGAUACUCAAGAUACUUUGUUUAUCAUGGUAAAAAAUAAUUUACAGUAAUUUAUACCUAACGGUAUAAGUCUUCUAAAAGACUCAAUUCAUAGUUCUUACGUUGGUAAGCCUCUGUAAAAUUAUGUUGUGUAAAAUUCUUUAAAUCUAAUACAAAAAAUGAAUCUAGUGACCGUGAAUAGAAAAUAAUUAGCCUACUCGAUACAAACCUUUUUUAUUUAAAAGAACAAACACUUAAAUCUUCUAAAUGUAACAAUUUUAACAAUACACAGGCCUAUAUUUAUUUUAAGAACAAUAAAACAUGUUAAACUUUAGAUCAUGCGGGAAAAAUAAGGCGCUCGUUCGUGAAUGCAGAACACUUUUAAUAUCAUAUUCGUACAAGAAGUUUACAACAUGUAUUACAAAUUAACAUAAAAUAUAACUAAACCAUGAUAACAAUUUACCAGAAAACACAACAUAGCAGAAUAACAAAUAAGGCUAGUUAAAAUAGUGAAGAAACAGCAGUUUUGGUGUCCCUUCGGUAAUCUCCAUUUAUACAAACCCGGGUGAAAUGGCGCAGGGCCUAAAAGAAUCGCAUGGAAAAGUCUGAUACCUGCGGAUCCACACCCAGACGAACUCCAAAAUCCAGGUGUUAAACGGACCUGCUUCUUUCCUCUUCUCACCGAAGCCCCAACCAUUGCAUGUGAAAGAUAAACCUGUCCUGGCACCCAAAGUCUUUGUCAACUCUGGGGUUUAGAGGGGAUUUUAUGCACCAUCGUUUUAAUAAGCACCGACAAUUUCCAAGAGGCACUACAAUCCGACUGGCAAAAGAGACCAAUCACACACACAGACACACACUCGCUAGGCCGGCUGACCCCGCGGCUUUACGCGUUUAUACUGCUCAGGAAACUUUACUGCAUUUUGGGAUUACACAAAUACCCCCUCGACAAUAGAUUAGUGCCUCUGGAUAUCUUGAUUUUUUACCCGAUCGAUUGCACCGUCUUUAACACCUAGUGGUGUGAGCAAAGUUGUGAAUGGAGUCAGAAAUCCAUGUUUUGUUUUGUGGCUUUAUGACGUAUAAUUGCAGAUGAUCCUUUUCCUUUUGUUUCUAUAAUGUCUUUAGUCAUAUACGUAAUUUUAAAAUAAACAAUAUAUUGUGAAAAGCAUUAUCCUGCCCUUAUUAUCAGUUAUAUUCAAUUAUUUCUCUCUAUUCAGCUAAACGUUAUGUAUUUUAAUUAGCCUGUUUUAGGCUAUUUUACUCCCCCAAAAAGCUAACAAUUGGUGCAAACACGCACGUUUAACUAAGUUUUUCUUUAAUAGGCUUAAUUAAAGUAUAGCCUAUGCCUGACAAAUAAAACUAUAAAAAGGUAAUUUUACAGAGUUCAAGCUAAAGAUAUGCUCAAUGGAAAUACGUUUAAAAUCAGUACAUUUUUAAAACAAAUAUGGGCAAAUGAUAUCUUCGUGUGUUUUAUGGAGUAGCUGCUUUCCAUAAUUGUAUUCUCUUCCGAAUACAUGUUAGUUAACGUUCUGCAUGUUAUAAAUGUUUGGAAAAGAUUUGAUGACUAAAACGAAACGAAACAUUUUUAUCUGCCAAACGGUAAAUCAAUUUAACAAUUCGAUUAUCAUUAAUGUGUGUUUACUUUCCCGCAGUGCUGUGCUAACGAAAUGCUCGUAUAAAAGUGUAUUCAAAUAGUUUACUCUCCAAAAGAUUCACACGUUCACACUCCAGGUCAAUAUUGCGUCACAUUAAAAAGGCGGAGUUAAUGAGCACGGCGUCGUUUUGAUUGGCUAGACCAGUCGUCUGUAAUGACAAGCGAGACCUCUGAUUGGCCGUGGUGGGCGGUUCCGCAGGUGUCUUUUGCUCUUAGACGGACAGGGCAUCAAGAAGGUGAUCAAUCUCAAUCCGUCAACAUUGGCCAUCACUUUAGCGUAACGUGUGGAUACCAACGUUGAUGUAGUGACGCUCUUUGGGCACCGAAAUUUGAUUGACAAAGGAGUUUGUGCUGAUUUUUGGAACUAGUUCUGAAGUUUGCGGCUAAUUCAUUUCCUACAACAGCGGACAUAAGUUCUAAACUGGAUCAAGGCUCAUCAAAAAAGUGAUUCUUGCUCCUGUGGAUUUUCUGUAAGGACCUAAAAAAACGAACAAAGCUGAAGACCAACGAAAACAAGGUGUCUUUCUGGACAAGAGGCUUCUGAAUUUGUGGCUGGAGCGCCAUUGUCUCGCUACGAUGAUGUCAUACCUCAAACAGGCCCCGUAUGCCAUGAACGGGCUGGGGCUCAGCGGGGCCACCAUAGACCUCCUCCAUCCUUCUGUGGGAUACCCGACUAAUCCCCGCAAACAGAGACGAGAGAGAACCACCUAUACUCGCACUCAAUUGGAUAUAUUGGAGAAUUUGUUUGCUAAGACGAGAUACCCAGAUAUUUUCAUGCGAGAGGAGGUGGCCUUGAAAAUCAAUUUGCCCGAGUCCAGAGUUCAGGUGUGGUUUAAGAACAGAAGGGCAAAGUGUCGGCAGCAACAACAGAGCAACAGCGGUUCCAAGAUCCGUCCGGCGAAGAAGAAGUCCUCUCCUUCCCGCGAGAGCCCGGGGUCAGAGAGCAGCGGCCACUUCACUCCCCCAGCUGUCUCCAUAAACAACUCAUCUUCCUCAUCAUCCUCAGGCUCCAACCCCUCCGGUCUCAGUGGAGUGGGUCUCAUGAGCAGCUCUUCCUCAGGGACAACGCCCGCCUCCUCCAUCUGGAGUCCCGCUCCGGUCUCGCCACUACCAGCUCCGUCUUCCCUCCCCGACAUCUCGCCGCCCGCCAGCGCCUCAUGCAUGCAGAGGGCCAUCUCAGGCUGUGGUGGUAGCACAGGAGUGCCGUCCUAUCCCAUGCCCUACAACCAGGCUCCGAGCUAUGCCCAGGGAUACCCGACCACCAACACUGCCUCUUACUUUGGAGGCAUGGACUGCGGCUCCUAUUUGGCACCCAUGGCGGGCCACCCCCACCACCAUCACCCACAUGCCCAUCACGCACAGCUGAGCACCAUGGCUGGCACAACUUCAGUGUCAGGCCACCACCCGCACCACAUUGGGCACAGCACCGGGCACCCGCACAACCCUCACCAGGGCUACGGCAGCACAGGGUUACCCUUCAGCUCUACAGACUGUCUGGAUUACAAAGAUUACAAAGAACAAGCUGCCGUGGCGUCGUCAUGGAAACUGAACUUCAGCUCGGCGGCGGCAGAUUGCUUGGACUACAAAGACCAGGCGGCCUGGCGUUUUCAGGUCCUGUGAGAACUUUCUUAGUUAAGGACUGGUGAUGUUGUUUCCUAAAGUUUGCUUGUUUGCUUCCCUUCGGACAAAGACCCUCCCUCAACAUUACAGGGUACGUUGGGAACCACAGGGUGUUGAGGACGCCAUCAGGAGGCUUUCUUUGCCAAAUACUUCCACCUUUAUGGGGAAAGACUCAGAAGAGCUACUGUGACAAGAGUUUGGCCCCUAAUAAAAGUUUCUGUCAAAAGUAAUUAAAAACUGAUAUUGCUUAAAAAUGUUCAUCACCCUACGUGGACAGAUUCAAAAUGUAUGCUGAAAUACAUUUCUUAAGUGUACUCUCACAAAUAAGGGCCAUUUCCAUGCACUCCUCGCAUGAUGCACUGAAUAAAUGACACUGGAGACUCUUGGGGUUUCAACAAUGAAGGCAAUAAUAAUUUUAUAUACGUUUUGUUUUUCAG
Molecule: messenger RNA, 6306 nt
Organism: Triplophysa dalaica
Lineage: Eukaryota; Metazoa; Chordata; Actinopteri; Cypriniformes; Nemacheilidae
Gene: otx2a
Product: orthodenticle homeobox 2a
Exons: 4
Coding region: 4826-5869 (347 amino acids)
Biological process (GO): regulation of transcription by RNA polymerase II; multicellular organism development
Cellular component (GO): nucleus
Molecular function (GO): DNA-binding transcription factor activity, RNA polymerase II-specific; RNA polymerase II cis-regulatory region sequence-specific DNA binding
Source: RefSeq, a predicted model, not a curated record